AGUGCAAUAAGACAAUUUACCUACCAAACAUAAAUCCGACGAAACAAAAAUUCAUUUUGCACCAAUUGAUUCUUCGCUAGGACCGCCCGGCUAUGGCGAACUAUCAAAAUCGCAGUUCAUACUACGGUGGUGGAGGCAGCCAAGCUAUCAGCGAGAAGUACGAUAAUGGUAUUCAAAGACGAGGGACCGGCAGAGGAGAGCGUAACACGCGGUCCAGCGAAGGCACAGUCAGCACCGUCAUGAGCGCGUCAACGGGUAGAGAAUCGUCGGCGACGCACGUCACCGAGGCGCCCGCAUAUUCCAAGAAGAUCGUGGUGGUCGGUGACGGAGGGUGCGGAAAGACGUGUCUUCUGAUUAGCUACAGCCAAGGAUAUUUCCCAGAGAAAUACGUCCCUACAGUCUUUGAGAACUACAUCACCUACCCGACUCACCAACCGAGUGGUAAGACCGUCGAGCUCGCACUAUGGGAUACAGCCGGACAAGAAGAGUACGAUAGGCUGCGACCUUUAUCUUACCCCGAAACCGAUCUAAUAUUCGUCUGCUUCGCUAUCGACUGCCCCAACUCCUUAGAUAACGUCCUAGACAAGUGGUACCCCGAAGUCCUCCAUUUCUGCCCCUACACACCCCUCAUCCUUGUCGGCCUGAAGUCGGACUUGCGACAUAAGAAGACUUGUAUCGAAAUGCUCAAGACGCAAGGUCUGACGCCCGUUAGUAGCGAGCAAGGCAUGGCUGUUGCCAAGAAGAUGGGCGCGCAAUACAUGGAGUGCAGUAGCAAGGAGAUGACUGGUGUAGACGAGAUCUUUGACAGGGCUAUCCAAACUGUCGUCGCUAACGACCGACGUAACCUCGAGGCCGCUAUGGCCGCCGCGCCCACCUCAACGAGCGGCGGUAGUGGUAGCGCAUCAGGAGGCGGGGGUCGCGAAAGCGGUGGUAUCCCAGGACUCCGUACUUUUAAGAAGAAGAAGCGGAACUGCAACUUCUUGUGAGGGGCGAUUUGAGGUAGCAAUUGGAUGCUAUUCUUACUAUUUACGUACAACACACAUCAGUAAACAACAACAAGCUAACGAGCUUCUGAGAACAUAUUUGGACGAGAUGAGACCAGACGAGACGAAGGAGAAUUCAUAGGAAAGGGAGGAAAAAGCCCGGUACUCAAUGACCACUCUCGCAUGACACCAUUUUUAUUUCUUUUUUUCUACAACUUUCUUCCGCAACGAC
Messenger RNA from Hypoxylon trugodes, 1215 nucleotides. RefSeq names its product ras-domain-containing protein. Gene Ontology annotation, biological process: small GTPase-mediated signal transduction. The coding region runs from base 93 to 986 and encodes 297 amino acids. The transcript has 3 exons. Gene Ontology annotation, molecular function: GTP binding; GTPase activity. The record is from RefSeq and is a predicted model, not a curated record. NCBI's taxonomy places the organism in Eukaryota, Fungi, Ascomycota, Sordariomycetes, Xylariales, Hypoxylaceae.